AUGAUAAAAGAUAGCCUCCCCCUUGUGCGUGCGCCCCCUGACGCCUUGCGCUUUGGCUUCUACAGCGCCAGCGAGGACGUGCGACCGGUGCACGAGGUGCAGCGUCUGCAGACGACGCACCGUCAGUCCAACUGGGAGCUGAAGAUGGCGACGGUGGAACAGGUCUACGGCAAGGCGGCGGCCAUGCGUCUGCGCUCGGAAAAGGCCGUACUUGAACAGUUUACGCGUCUUCCGGGUCUGCCAAGCUCGCAUGCUGGCCUGGACACUCUGACGGGUGCCGACGAACAGAUUGAGUUCACAGACUUCCUCAACGACCCCAACGAGCACCCUGAGAAUACGUUCCGUGUUCACGAGGCGAUGGAAGUGAAGCUUUCUAUUUUCUAAACUGCCACAGCCGCGACUGAAUGAAGAAAAAAGUCAAGGCGUAAAGCCGAUGACGCUUGUGAUACAGCAAACUGUUAUCUAAACGUGCAUUGAAAUCUCACCUCAUCAAUGACAACGUUGACACCUUGACACAACGGUAACUGCAUUCAUUCAUAUAUUUUCAUUUGAAUUAUAUUAGCAAGAGCGAUCUCAACGUGGAGUGAACACGCUUAGUUUGACUGUGCUGCCGAUGCCGAGGCGGGGGCUGCAGCCAUGAGUGCUAAGCAGUGCAAAUCUUCGUGGCGUACUGCAGCAUUGUCUCCGGUAGGGACGAGGACAUUUUGCCGCUGUAAGAAACGCUGCAGACCUUGCGUAGACAUCAAAGAGCACAUGACAUCUAGUCGCUCAUCGGUAUCUGGACUCGCCUUCGUUUUCUCAUCCGUGGCUCCAGAAGUAGCGGUCUUUGUCCGCGUGGUAUCAUUCUCCUUUUCCGGUUCAUCAGCCGGCAGUUCCAUG
Molecule: messenger RNA, 879 nt
Organism: Phytophthora infestans T30-4
Lineage: Eukaryota; Oomycota; Peronosporomycetes; Peronosporales; Peronosporaceae
Exons: 5
Coding region: 1-384 (127 amino acids)
Biological process (GO): proteasome assembly
Cellular component (GO): nucleus; cytoplasm
Source: RefSeq, a predicted model, not a curated record